Molecule: messenger RNA, 5095 nt
Organism: Hypanus sabinus (Atlantic stingray)
Lineage: Eukaryota; Metazoa; Chordata; Chondrichthyes; Myliobatiformes; Dasyatidae
Gene: lrrc51
Product: leucine rich repeat containing 51
Exons: 5
Coding region: 51-743 (230 amino acids)
Source: RefSeq, a predicted model, not a curated record
GGCGGGACAUUGACGUGGCGCGAUGACGUCGUGCGUGCGGAGGUGAUGGCAUGCAAGCUGGAGGGCCGAGGGGAAUGCUGACCAACAAAACCGAUGCCAUCCACUGGGCUUCCGUCCUCGAACAGGACGACACUGAGGCUUCGACCGCCAGAGUGCUCCGCGCUCGGUCCAUUAACACUAAAGAGUAUGACUCUGUCUUGUAUGGUCCUAUGGUGGAUUAUUCCUACAGAAGUCUGGAUUCCCUACAUGAUGCCCUGAAGCUAACCCCUCGGCCGGGCCUGAGGCCGAAUGAAUACACAGAGGAUCAGAAGUUGAAGAGCUGCUCAUUUCGGCUGAGCCACAACAAGCUGAAUGAUCUGAGUGGGUUGGAGCAGCUGAUCAACACAGUGCUGGUGGAGCCCAGCCGAUUGUUCUGGAUCGACCUCUCCUUUAACAACUUCCUCAGAAUCGACCCGGUCCUGAUUCUUUGCACGAACCUACAAGUGCUGAACUUCCAUGGGAACCAGGUCGGGGAGCUGUUCGAGGCUGACAAACUGGCGUCACUGCCACACCUCCGCAGCCUGACCUUACAUGGUAACCCCGUGGAACUGCAGAAGGGAUACAGGAGCUACAUCGUGGGGAUUAUCCCUCAGUUGAAGUCACUGGAUUACAGCACCAUCACCAAACAGGACCGCUCCACUGCAGCUGUACUCAAGUCGUUUACCAAACAGAAGCGGCCUGCCCAGAGAAGAUACCAUGAGUAGAUUCCACAAGAGACGACCAGCCCUUCCUACUGGGUUCCAUCAGAACGUUCCCUAAUUCCCAGCCUAGGACCAGAUAGAAAAAGGGAACAUUCUGAUUUGCCCAGAAUUAAUCUUAAUUAAAAGUCAUGUUGAUUGUUAACUAGAUUAUUCAUUUAUUUGUUUCCAGUUUAUGGAAUUUGAUUUGUACCCUUCUCUUUCGCUAUUUGUUUGUCUGACAACUUCUCAAUGUGUGUCCAAGCAGAUGUGCAAGUGGUGUUUAAUGCUUUUUCGAUAGACAUGUGGAAUGGAUGGUAUUGCGUGCAAGCAGAUAGGAUUGAGCAUUGUGUCAGUCACAGACAUUCUGGGCCUCUGCUGUAUCGCUCUGUUCUGUUUCUGUAAUGUGCUGUCCUGUGCUAUUUUCUGUGUUCCUCUGAUUUAUUGUUGUGUUCAUAUGCUUUACAGUUCUGUUCUGUGCCUCUAUCACUCCUAAAGACAAUUCCUUGAGUUAUCCUCAAAGCCCCUGCCCCUCAAUGUGAAUUCUGGCUACUAGCUGUUUUUUUUGUUACAUUCAGGAUAUAGACAUUGCUGGUGAAGUCGGUGUGUACAACCCAUCUAUAACUGUCCUGACAAAGACACAGGUCAGCACUCACCAGAGCAGAUGUGAUGCUGCUGAGGAAGGAAGGCCAGCCACUGAUAUUGGCCUGUCACCACAAGGUGCAUUGUGAUGGCGGCACACAAGCGUGAUGUUACCCUGUGCCAACUGCCCUUGUUCUCAGUGCUAGAGAGAUUGAGAUUCAGAUCUAUUUCGCUGGCCUUUGAAUAUGGAGUGAAGCAGUGAUGUCCGCAUGAAACAGCAGUAUUGUCUGGUGGUCGAGGGACUGAGUGUUUGAGGUGGUGGAUGGAAAAUUGAUCAGAACAUUGAAUCUUUCGCCAUAAAAUUACUCAAACUGGCAAUUUCCUUUUCCUGAGCAACAUGCACAAAAUGCUGGAGGAACUCAGCAGGUCAGGCACCAUCUAUGGAAAUGAAUAAACAGCCAACAUUUCAGGCUGACACUGAGAAUUAUUAUUAGAAUUAUUCUGGCAUCUUCCUUUCCAGUCCUGAAGAAUGAUGUUGGCCAGAAACGUUGACUGUUUAUUCAUUUCCAUAGAUGCCGAGUUCCUCCAGCAUCUGCAGAAUCUAUAACUUCCUUUUUCUUUUCAUAGGACAAAUAUUCAAGCCCUUCCUCAUUAUAUACAGUACUCCCACCUUCCAACACCCACUGGGGCAGAGAACUCCACGGACCUGCCACCAUAUCUGAGAUGUUUCUAUGAACCUCAGUUUGAAAGACCUGUGGUCAUGUUCCCUGUGAAACUCUCCCAUUAGUGAGGGCAGAGAACACUACAGCACUGGGUGGGUCAUUUAGCCAACAAUAUGUCAAUCUUGAACUAAUUUAUACCAAAAGUCCUCCUCCUGUGAACAGGGGCUCACUCUUCACAAUGGCGCCACAAGAUGCUGGAAAUCCAGAACACACACAACGUGCCAGAGCAACUUAGCAGGUCAGGCAGCAACCAUGGAGAGGAAUGGACAGUUGGCAUUUUGGGUCAAGACCAUCUACUCAUUCAGCUCUGAGGAAUGAUCUCCACCUGAUACAUCAACUAUCCAUUCCUUCCAUAGAUACCACCAGUUUCUGAGUUCUCUCCAGAAACAGUUUCUCCAGCAUUUUGUCAGUUAUUCCCCAGGCAGUGGAAGGUUUUGAGAGGGAACUGAUUUGCUAAUAGUUUGGAAGGAAGGUCAUGAAUCACAUGGGCUGAAUAGCUUAUUUAAGCUGUAGUUGUUACAAAACUACAGUUUCAAGCCUUAGGCAAUCGCCUUCCUCUUUCUCAAUCCAACUGCAAACGUUCUUGUGACUCACCCACCACUGCUCAUUGGGUAAGUCUGGGGAAAUGUACAAAGGCACUGGAGAGACAAGCAGCAUCUUUCAAGGGAAGUGGACGACAACUGCCUCAACCUGAAAUCCUCACCGUUCAUUUCCCUCCGCUGAUGCUGGCCACACUGCUAAGUUCCUUCAGCCAAAUGGCAGCUGAUAGGAAUAGGCUGAGGCUUUAUAAAGACCACACUUACAAAGAAGGGACGCGUUGGCAUUGGAGUGCCGGAGGAGAUUCACUAGAAUUAUCUCAGGAAUGAAAGGGUUAAUGUAUGAGGAGCGUUUGAUAGCUCUGGGCUUGUCUUCACUGAAGUUUAGAGGAAUGGGGGAAGGUAUCUCAUUGAAGCCUUUCAAAUUAUUUAUUGAGGCACAGUGCAGAAUAGGCCCUUCUGACUGAACCACCCAGCAAACACCGAAUUUAAUCCUAGGCUAGUCAUGGGACAAUUUAUAAUGACUAAUUAACCCACCAACUGGUAUAUCUUUAGACUGUAGGAGGAAACUCAUGUGGUCACAGAGAGAACGUGCAAAUUCCUUACAGCAGGAAUUGAACCCGGGUUGCUGGUACUGUAAGAGAGUAGUGCUAAUCACUAUGCUGACAUGCUACCCCAAUUACAACUAUCUGUUGAGUAAAAUUAAUUGUAACUCAAAAAAAAAUUAAAUACACUCAGUGGCAACUUUAUUAGGUACAGGAGUAGAACCAGAUGUCUUCUGUAGCCUAUCCACUACAAAAUUCGACGAGUUAUGCCUUUGGAGAUGCUCUUCUGCACACCACUGCUGUAACGUGUGGUUAUUUGAGUUACUGUCACCUUCCUGUCAGCUUGAACUAGUCUGGCCAUUCUCUGACCUCUAGAUGUUUUCACCCACGGAACAACCACUCAUUGGAUUUCUUUUCAUUGUAAACUAAAGACUUGUGCGUGAAAAUGCCAGAUCAGCAGUUUCUGAUAUUUAAACCACUGUCUGGCACCAACAACCAUUCAAAGGUCAAAGUCACUUUGAUCACAUUUCUUCCCCAUUCUGAUGUUUGGUCUGAACAACAACUGAACCUCUGGACCAUGUCUGCGUGCUUUUACGCAUGGAGUUGCUGCCACGAUUGGCUGAUUAGAUAUUUGCAUUAAGGGGUACAGGUGUACCUAAUAAAGUGGCCACUGAGUAUAUGGUUUGAUGAACCUGUGACAGGUAAAGCUAAUCUCCAUCUUACCUGCAGCAAGUUAAAUAGAGAGAGGAUCACAUUUUAAUCAAAGUACUUCCUAGCCAGAGACUUCUAUAGACUCUCCCUUCAAGUGUGAGCAGGCAGACAAAGCUGAUGUAUUUGUGCAGUUUAUUUUUGAUCCAGACAGGGUGAAUUCAGCACAUCUUACUCAACUUGUGAUUCCAAGUGACACCAGUUAAAUGUUGUAACAUCUGCCCCCACUUCCCACCCCCAAGGAAGCAGCCCCUUCCAUUGCCCUGGUGAUGUGCUGAGUGUCUAGUUGGUGUGCAAACAGAUUGCCACCCUGUUAUAUAACUGCAAAGUUAUCAUAGUGUGUCCUCAAAUUACUCACCGUCCAAGAGACGCAGGAAGGAUUAUCACUGGAGGUGGACAGGCGACUUUGCCCCCUCAGACCUCAGGGACAGGGUCCGGGGGGGGGGGGAGGGCAAAGGUCUCUGCACUUCCGAGUGUAAAACAGCAGAGAUUUGAGCAAAUGCUGCAGAAGCAUUUAAAAACUUGAUUCACUUGAUUUAGAACAUCCUGGACAACAUUUAACUGCUUCACAAAGUCACUGCUGUGAGGAAUGUAUUUUCAUGCACAGUUGGACCCCACAAAAAAUAAUACUCAGGUCCACACUUAAACAUCACCAAUAGAUAAAUAUGGGCCUCAACAUGAUGCUCUAUGUUCAGAUAGGGCUUUGAUUUACAUUUUUCUGGGAUCACACAGGCUUCCACCAUCUCAAUCCAGACAGGCUCCCCUUCACCGUCUCAAUCCAGGAACAGACUGGUUCCCCUUCACCAUCUCAGCCCAAAAGACAAGACGUUCAAACAGAGCUGGGUUCCAGAACCAGCUGAAAACAUUGACUUGCUACCUGCCCUUCCCACCUCUGGAGUGGGGACUGAACCUCCUUCUCAAGGGACCGAAACAGAAAUGAUUCUGUGGUACCUACAGAUCAAAUGACAUGACGGAUGCCAAUACCUCAAGAGGCAAGUGCUGAGAGUUAACAAUCCAAAGAGAGAAAAGGUGCAACAGGGCUUUCAAUCAACUCAUCUUCAAAUCCAAUUUUAUUUGAUUAAAACAAAAAAAAGAGAAUGCCAUCACAUCUCUAUGAAAUCCAUCAAAACAGCAAAGCUGCUCAUGUCUGUCCUGCUGUGUUGCACACUGACAUGACCCUCAUUGUUUCAAUAGAAUACAGGUGCAGGAAAGGGAAAGAUUCUAACAGAAAAAAUCUACAACAAAAAAUCUAAACUAUAAAGUUUUCUCACCUGGGGGGGGGGGGG